UGAACCCAACGAAUGACACGACCCUUGUGUAUAUUUAUGCUGUGAAUGUGCUUAGAAAACGUUCUCCUUGUGUAUACAUCGUCAUGUAAGCUACACCUUUGUCUGUUCCUGUGCCACUGCCUCGGUGCGCUCGAAACAAGUGCGUCUCACUCGACUUGUGGCACAGACGUGACUCCCAGACAGACGCCUCAGAACAGUCAAUGAAAAUGUGUUGUUAAAAAAAAAAAAUAGAAAAUGAAAGUGUCCGACAAGUAACCGUUACCAAGCCCCUCAACGACCAACAAACAUACGCAGUGCCUUACUCUGCCCUGCGGAGUGACUCGUCCGUCCACGCCCACUUACGAGGCUCCACCCACUGCUCCGUCCCGCCCCCCUCCGCAGCGCCACCACUGCCUGCCUCCCACGCCUCACCGCCACGAUGAGUGAGGCACCGGCGAAGGGCAAGGUUCUCAAGAAGAAGAAGGGGAAGAAGGCGCCCGCCCCGGCUGUGCCCACCGAGGAGGCGACGCCAGGACCAGCACCAGCUGCAACACCAGCACAGUCAGCAGCAGCAGCAGCGCCGGCUGUAGCGCCAGUACCGGCACAGCCAGCACCUGCACCUGCAGCUGCAGCGCCGCCACCGGUACCUUCGGUGAAGAAGAUAGCGCCACAGCCUCCGGAACCCAAAUCACCACCGGAGGCAGCCCCCGCAAUCCCAAAGGCGUUAAGGAAAACCAAAGCGGCGCCGGAGCCCCCGCAUCAGAAGGCGGCGGCGACGGCGGCGGCGGCGCCUCCAGCAGCACCUGAACCCGCGGCCAAAGCAGCGCUGGAACCAGAGACGCCACCGCCCAAGGCAGCGGCCAAGGCCCCGGCACCCAGGGCCCCGGCUCCCCAGCCACCCAAGGAGACGCCGGCACCUGCGACGCCGCAGGAAACUCCAGUCUCCAAGAAGGCUGCCAAGGCGCCCAAGGCAGUGCCCCAGGAACCACCGGCACCCAAAGACACAACAAAGCCGCCCCAACAGGCACCAGCACCAAAGGUAGUGCCUCAGCAGGCGCCGGCAUCACCAGCACCUCAGCAGGCACCAGCACCAAAGGCAGCGCCUCAGCAAACACCGGCACCAAAGGCAGUGCCUCAACAAGCACCAGCAGCACCGGCACCAAAGGCAGUGCCUCAACAAGCACCAGCAGCACCGGCACCAAAGGCAGCGCCUCAGCAAACACCAGCGGCACCGGCACCAAAGGCAGCGCCUCCGCAAACACCGGCACCAAAGGCAGUGCCUCAACAAGCACCAGCGGCACCGGCACCAAAGGCAGCGCCUCCGCAAGCACCAGCGGCACCGGCACCAAAGGCAGCGCCUCCGCAAGCACCAGCGGCACCGGCACCAAAGGCAGCGCCUCCGCAAGCACCAGCGGCACCGGCAGCACCAACAGCACCAAAGACAGCACCUCAGCCAGCACCAACAGCGUCUGUAGCAUCAAAAGCAGCGCCUCAGCAGGCACCAGCGGCACCAAAGACGGUGCCCCGGCAAGCACCAGCAGCUUCACUACCAAAGGCAGCGCCUCAGCAGCCAGCAGCGCCAACAGCAGCGCCUCAGCAGCCAGCAGCACCCGCAGCAGUGCCUCCGCAGCCACCAGCACUCAAGGAAGCACCAAAGACGCUUCAGCAAGCGCCAGCGCCCAAGACAACAGCAGCCGCUGCAGCACAGCAGGAAGCCGGAGAUGCCUCGUCCAGGAAGUUGACCAACUUCUUCAAGAUUGGCGUCAAAGACGAGGCCGUGGUGACCCAGGAGCCCCAAGCCCAGGUCCGCGCCGCCCCUCCCACCGCCGCUGCCGCCCCCGCCCCCGUCCAGGCCAUGAAGGGCAGCCUGAGCAGCGCCGCGGCCGCCCCGGGUGAGGGGGCGCCGCACCAGCAGCCGCAGGUCAGAGUUCUCACCCUGAACCACAAAGACCACCUCGACUCCACGCUCUUCCGUCUGCAGAAAGGAUGGAUCCUUCAGCUGCGUCCCGGCCCCACGCUUCAGGGGCGACACGUAAGCGUCUUCACGAACCACCCAGAGCGGCCCGAGGAGGGCUUCACCCGCACCAAGUACCGCCGCCUCCACUGGAAGAGCGACUCCCACAACAAGGGGGACGACACGGCCCUCUACGUGGAGGUGGCCCUCGUCAUGGCCGGCGCCUUCCACUACUACUUCUCCUACGAGGACAGGCAAGACAGAGAUAAAGCCCAAGGUUCUGGGUUCUAUCUGGUAGACCCGACACUGACGGUUGGUACAAACGAGGUUUUGAACCAAGACUGCAUCCAGUGCCAGACUGUGCUCUCCAAGGGCCUCGGCCCCCUGCCGGACUGGGAGCAGCGGCUAGAGGUGGCACGGGAGAGUGGCUACAACAUGAUCCACUUCACGCCCAUUCAGGAACUUGGAGCGUCCAAUUCAUCUUACUCCCUGAAAGACCAACACAGACUCAACGUUGAGUUCCAUGUUCCUGACCACGAGUUUACACUGGACGAUGUUGAAGCCCUGGUGAAGAAGAUGAAAGAAGAGUGGAAGGUGUUGUCCCUGACUGAUAUUGUGCUGAACCACACUGCCAACGAGACCACAUGGCUGCAAGAACACCCCGAGACGACCUACAACUGCAACAACUCGCCUCACCUGCGCCCGGCCUUUCUGCUGGACCGGGUGCUGCACCACAUGUCGCUGGAGGUGAUGGACGGCAAGUGGAAGGACAAAGGGAUUCCAGUAGCCAUCACGGAAGAGAAACAUGUUGAGGCUGUGAAGAACGCAUUGCACACCCACUUCUUUCCUCAAGCAAAGAUUCACGAGUUCUACGUCACCGACAUCGACAAGGUGGUGGAGGAGUUCCGGCGCCGGAUCUCCAGCGUUGUCCCCACCACCAGGUCGGAGGAAGUGUCCAAGAAUCAGUUAGUGAUCAUACAAGACCCCCAAUAUGGAAGGAAGACUUGCAAAGUUGAUAUGGACAUUGCAGUGAGACUCUAUAAUUUGCCCAAUGAGUCGAAAGAGAAGAGCCUCCAGGGUAGUGGACCUGAGGCCAGUGAUGAGGCUGACCGUGUGGUGCGCUGCUGUGCGGAGUUCCGCCGCCACCUGGAGCACCUCAACGAUCAGCGUGCCAGUGAGAUCCAGGCGCACCUCAUCAAGGCUGUGGAAUGUUGUCUGGGCACCAUCCGUUACCAGCGGCUUCAGCCUGAUGGACCAAAGAUUGCUGAAGUAUCAAAGGAGAAUCCACUAGUUCCUCCGUACUUUACUAAUUAUGGAAAAGACACUACUCUGGAGGACGAGGAGGCCCUGAUGUUUGGCCCGAAAGCUUGCUUCCUAAUGGCCCACAACGGGUGGGUCAUGGGGGAUGAUCCGCUGAAAAACUUUGCAAGAAAAGAAUCAUAUGUUUACUUGAGGAGAGAACUGGUUGCCUGGGGAGACAGCGUCAAGCUCAGGUAUGGGGAUGAGCCCAAGGACAGCCCCUACCUGUGGGACCUGAUGAAACGCUACUGUGAAUACACCGCACGCAUCUUCCACGGCAUUCGCCUCGACAACUGUCACUCAACACCCAUCCAUGUGGCAGAGUACAUGCUGGAUGCUGCAAGAAAGGUUCGGCCAGAUCUUUACGUGAUUGCAGAACUCUUUACCAACUCUGACCUGACAGACAACAUCUUCAUCAAUAGGCUGGGGAUCAACUCUCUCGUCAGAGAGGCCAUGUCGGCCCCGAACUCCCAUGAGGAGGGUCGCCUGGUGUACCGCUACGGAGGCGAGCCCGUGGGGGCCUUCCUGCUGCCUCCGGUGCGGCCGCUCAUCCCUUCGGUCGCUCAUGCCAUCUUCCUCGACUUGACGCACGACAACCGUAGCCCGGCCGAGGUGCGCACCGCCUGGGACAUGCUGCCGUCCACUGCCCUUGUCAAUAUGGCCUGCUGUGCCACCGGCUCCAACAGGGGCUAUGACGAACUUGUGCCCCAUCAUAUCCAUGUGGUGGACGAGCAGCGGGUGUACGCCGCCUGGAGCAAGGGCAGUCCACAGCGCGGGGAGGUCAACAAGAAGUCAGGGAUCAUUGAGUGCAAGAAUGUGCUCAACAAACUCCACUAUGAACUGGGUGCAAAUGGCUUCAAUCAGGUGUUUGUGGACCAGGUGACAGAACACGUGGUGACGGUGACGCGCCACAACCCUGUGAGCCACCAGAGUGUGGUGCUGGUGGCCUACACGUCCUUCAAACCCCCGGCACAAAUAAAGGAAGGCCACAUCCGCCCCCUCAAGGUGCAGGGUCAUCUGGAAGAAAUUAUUUUUGAAAUGCAAGUCAAAGGGAGGAAGUUAGGGGAUGAGGAUAAGAAGAUUCCGGGAGUUUUUGUCCCUGAUCUGGAGUUCAUCAAUGGUCUGGACAACUUCUCUGUGGAUGUCAAGGAACACGUGGCUCCCGACCAGUCCAGCUUUGUCCGUGUCGCGUCCAGCAAUGACUCGGACAUGACGGUGUGUGAAUACACCCCGAACUUCACCCCUGGCUCAGUCAUUGCCUUCAGGUUAAGUCUCCUGCCCCGCGCUCAGACCGCCAUCAACAAGAUUCGUGGGAUACUGUCGGAGUUUGGCUACAAGUCGAGAAUUUCUGAAGUCACAACCCACAACCCUGUGUUGACGGAAAUUGUGAACAGGCUCAGCCUGGUAGACCUGAAUCGUAUCCUUUAUCGCUGCGACGAUGAGGAAAAGGACGAGGGCAGGGGCUGGGGGACCUACAACAUCCCUAAAUACGGCCCACUGCUCUACUGUGGCCUGCAAGGUGUUGUGUCUGUACUCAGCGAGAUUCGUGUGAUAAAUGACCUUGGUCACCCGCUGUGUGGGAAUCUGCGUGAUGGUGACUGGCUCCUAGACUACAUCGUGGGGCGCCUCAAGCUGGAGCCGUCGACCCAGCGCCUGGCGGGCUGGCUGGAGGAGGUGUUUGGCUACCUGAAGGAUGUGCCGCGCUACCUCAUCCCGGCCUACUUUGAUUCCAUCAUCACCAGCAUCUACCUCACCCUCAUCAACAGGGCUUGGGCUCUGAUGGGAGAGUUUAUCUCUGAAGGCUCAAACUUUGUGAAGGCUCUUGGUUUAUGCUCAGUACAAUUUUGUGGCGUCGUCAAGUCUGCUCUGCUGCCGCCACUGUCCCCCAACCUGGCAGACCCCAAACCUCCAACUGUCCCUGACAGUUCAGGUGGCCAAAUCCAGUUGUCUGCCACCAUUGCUGCUGGUCUGCCACACUUCUCGGUUGGCUACAUGCGAAACUGGGGCCGAGACACCUUCAUCGCCCUCCCUGGGAACCUCCUCAUCCCCAGCAGAUAUGAUGAAGCCAGGUGGAUCAUCUUGGCGUUUGCGGGCACGCUGCGUCACGGCCUCAUUCCAAACCUCCUUGAUGGCGGGAAGAAGGCGCGAUUCAACUGUCGGGACUCUGUUUGGUUCUGGCUCAUGGCUAUCCAAAGAUAUGUAACGACUGUACCUGAAGGCUACAAGAUUCUGAAGGACAAGGUUUCUCGUCUCUAUCCAUCAGAUGAUUCUCCUCCACAAGAACCUGGGAAAUGUGAGCAACUGCUGGAGGAGGUGAUCCAAGAGGCUCUGCAGCGUCACUUCCAGGGUGUCAGGUUUAGGGAGAGGAAUGCUGGCUUCCAGAUCGACAGGCAGAUGACGGACGACGGAUUCAACAACAACGUGGGAGUGGAUCUGGAUACAGGUUUUGUGUAUGGUGGUUCUGUACACAACUGUGGGACCUGGAUGGACAAGAUGGGGUCCAGCGAGUUGGCCGGCACCAAGGGCAAACCAGCGACGCCUCGUGACGGCAGUGCCGUGGAGAUUGUUGGCCUGUCCAAGUCUGCUCUCGGCUUCCUGGGCCGGAUGCACCAGGAAGGACAUUUCUCCUACAACAGUGUGGAGCGCUGCGAUGAGACAGGAAAGGUAACCAAAUGGACAUACGAGUUCUGGGAGAAGAAAAUUGAAGAAAACUUUGAGAAGUUCUUCUGGGUCAAUGAGACGCCAGUGCCUGAGGCGGAGCCAAAGCCCGAGCUGAUCCACCGCCGGGGCAUAUACAAAGACUCCCACAACGCCUCACAGUUCUGGGCAGACUUCCAACUGCGAUGCAACUUCCCAAUUGCUAUCGCUGUGGCUCCUGAGAUGACGACGCCUAAGAAUGCCUGGGCUGCACUGAAGAAUGCAGAAAAAAUCUUGCUGGGACCUUUAGGCAUCAAGACGCUGGACCCCAAGGACUGGGGCUACAACGGGGACUAUGACAACUCCAACAACACUGCUGACUCAAAGUUGGCGCACGGUUUCAAUUACCACCAAGGUCCAGAGUGGCUGUGGCCUGUGGGGUGGCUCCUGCGUGCCCAGCUGGCCAUCGCUCCCAAGGUGGGUGGCUGUGAAGAGCUGGCGCGGACCAUGAGCCAUGUCAAGUCGCUCAUGGCCAACCACCUCACACACCUCCUCACCUCCUCGUGGCGCUCCCUCCCUGAGCUGACCAACGCUGACGGUGCCUUCUGCAAGGACUCCAACCCAGCACAGUCCUGGAGCACUGGCUGCCUACUGGAGGUGCUGUGGGAGAUGGAUCACAUAGAGCGAGGUCUAAAGAACAGCAUGAAUAGCAUUUGAAGAGACCCGGGCUACACCACCAUCCUUCCCCUGAACAACCUGCCCCAGCAUCCCUCGACCCUCCCCGUGCAGUGCCAAUACGACUUCCCCUCCAGCACCUCCUUCCCCUUAGAUGACAAUAGGCAGCACUACAAUCUAGGUCUUCAACCACACAACUCAAGUGAAA
Molecule: messenger RNA, 6752 nt
Organism: Eriocheir sinensis (Chinese mitten crab)
Lineage: Eukaryota; Metazoa; Arthropoda; Malacostraca; Decapoda; Varunidae
Product: glycogen debranching enzyme-like
Exons: 32
Coding region: 419-6586 (2055 amino acids)
Biological process (GO): glycogen catabolic process; glycogen biosynthetic process
Molecular function (GO): amylo-alpha-1,6-glucosidase activity; 4-alpha-glucanotransferase activity
Source: RefSeq, a predicted model, not a curated record